AUGUCAACCUCGGAAAAGACAUCAAUGAAACGACGUGUUCCAGAUGGUCAACGCCGACGAGCUCAAACAUCUUGUGACCGUUGCAAGAAGCGCAGGAUCAAGUGCACGCGGAAUGAAGGUUUCAACGGAUCAUGCAAGCCUUGCAUUGACGCAGGCUACCAUUGCGAGUCCACCUUACCUCGUAAAAAGAAAAUCUACGGUAGUGCAGAGACAUUGUCCUUGCGGUAUCGAGCUCUACAUGCCCUGGUCAAAGGUAUCUUCGCCAAUGAAGAUAUCGACGAUACACAGACCUUGUUCCGUUUAGCUCAAGAGCGACAGAUCUCGAUGCCGCAGGAGGACGAUGCUUCAAUCGCGACUGAAGCCUUCGGUGACGCCUUCUCAGCAACGAGUCUGACACCAGAUUCAUGCUUGCUGCCAGAAUUAACCACACGUUGGCCGUCCAAUAUCGACCAAGUCGUUCAGAAAGCUGUGGUCAACCUGCGUGAGGAGACUUGCAUUCCCGCACCUCAUGGUGUUGCGCACUACCUUGGUCCUGCCUCGUCCUUUGAGUUCGCAAGCGCUGUGCGUCGCCUAGUCGCCAAGCGUAACAAGAGCACCGAGAAUGGUUCAGUGGGGCACGACAGACGCAGUCAGUUACGUACCGAGUUCGCCAAUCUAGAGGUCAGUAUCGCCAUGGAGCCUCGAAUUCCAGAGCAUCCCGCUUCAACUGUGAGGAAAGAGGGCAAUGACAAGGACUCGCCUGAGACAUUAUCAGCACAAACAACUCCACAGACGACUGUCGGAACCAAUACGACCGCAACAAAUGGAUCUUUAUCGCCUUACCGCCGGUGGGUCCAGUCUCUUUUGCCAUCGCGACAAGUUACUGACAGCCUUGUGCAUGCCUUCUUUGACAAGGUGCACUCUGACUACGCACUAUUCCACCGGGGAGCGUUCCAUACUCGCUACGAAUCUAUAUGGCAUCGCACUCCAUCAUACACAUACGAAGCUGAACCUGGUUGGCUCUGCUGCCUGUUCAUGGUUCUGGUCUUUGGUGCGCAAGCUCGAGAAGAUCACAAUCUAGACGAUGCGCUGGACUUGCAGAGACGGUUCCUGAGAUUUGUGAGGGAACGCUUUCCACACUUGUCACUUACAGCGAGUCUCGCGAACGUCCAGGCUUUAUUGCUUCUGCAGCUGUACGAGCACAAUGCCGGAGAAAGAAACACCUCAUGGAUACUGCUUGGUCAGGCAGCGCGUAUGGCAAUAGCACUAGGCAUGCACAGAGAAGGCACUAGUCACAACUUUGAUUCUAUUGAACGCAACACUAGACGUAUGGUCUGGCAUACUUUAUACUCCUUCGAGCAAUAUGCUGCCCUCUCGCUUGGCCGACCAUCAACUGUUAAAGCCUUGGAGGUCAAUGUUACACUGCCUGAUGAGAUGAUCAUAGAUGGUGGCGACCACCCACAAAAUUACUUCAAGCACGCUUCUGCAUUACUGGAUCUGUCGUCCAAAAUCCGGCACUUCGCGACAGCAGCAUCGCCGGAUUGCUUCGAUCAAGCCAGCUUGACAUCCCUGUCUGGAAGCGCCACUGCUCUGUUGACUGAGCUGGAAGAAUGGUUUGAAGGUCUGCCGCAACACUUACUGCCUGCGUGGAGAUUCGUCGACCAAAAGCAUCAACGAGCUGUGGGUUUGCUGCAUAUCCGAUAUCACCACUUGUCGUCAGUCCUCACCAGGCCAUAUCUUCUCUACAUGAUCCAUGCGAAUCUGGACCAGCGGCUCGACGCCGUCGCUUCCGAAGCAACAGUCUUGGAUCCGACCAUCAACUCCCUUGGUCACUAUUGUAUCCAGUCGUCUUUGGCUGUAUCGAAAUUGCUGACACAAUUGUCCCUGUCUGACGUUCUGCAAGGAGCUACGUGGACCGAUUUCUUCUAUCUGUAUCACGCAAUGUUGGUGCUCUGUCUGCCCUUUCUCGGCCAUCACAAUGCUGGUAUCGUUGGUGCUCCUGCCGUAGACGACAGUAGUCGACUCGAAGUGCUCAAUAUGAUCUCACUGUGCCACAAGCAUAGAUUGAGUCCUACUUACCACAUACUGUCGCAAGUCAGCAUUCAAUUUGCGCGUAUAGUUGGGUUAGCAGGCGAUAGCCCCCCUUCUAGAGAUGAGCAAGUCGGUGACUCGCACGCUGCAUCCACUGGACGAGCCAUCAAUCUUGGCACAGGUGUAGGUCACGACAUUGUCAUGCCCUAUGCUGAACCUUUCUCGGAUCUUGGCCACUUCAGCAACGACGACAUGUUUCUGGAUUUCUUCAAUGUGAGUGGUGUCGACGAUGCGACUAUUGUGACGAAUCAUUCAGUUGCACAUUACUCGACCCCUUUCUCCUCAUUGUACGGCAUUGGACCCAUACCGUCGUAUGGCGAGCGCUGGUACUGA
Lithohypha guttulata is the source of this 2403-nucleotide messenger RNA. RefSeq lists its product as uncharacterized. The record is from RefSeq and is a predicted model, not a curated record. Gene Ontology annotation, molecular function: DNA binding; DNA-binding transcription factor activity, RNA polymerase II-specific; zinc ion binding. Gene Ontology annotation, biological process: DNA-templated transcription; regulation of DNA-templated transcription. NCBI's taxonomy places the organism in Eukaryota, Fungi, Ascomycota, Eurotiomycetes, Chaetothyriales, Trichomeriaceae. The transcript has a single exon. The coding region runs from base 1 to 2403 and encodes 800 amino acids.